Messenger RNA from Electrophorus electricus (electric eel), 4050 nucleotides. RefSeq names its product integrin alpha 4 (gene itga4). Gene Ontology annotation, molecular function: integrin binding. Lineage: Eukaryota; Metazoa; Chordata; Actinopteri; Gymnotiformes; Gymnotidae. Gene Ontology annotation, cellular component: external side of plasma membrane; integrin complex. The record is from RefSeq and is a predicted model, not a curated record. Gene Ontology annotation, biological process: cell-cell adhesion; integrin-mediated signaling pathway; cell adhesion mediated by integrin.
CAGACGCACAGCCAGAGCGCAACAGGCGCGCGGGACUCUCGGAGGGGCUCGUGAGGAAAAACUUUGAAUGAAGAGUUUGUGUAACCCGAUUUUUGUUUUGGUGCAGUAGUUUAUUCUUUAAAUAUAUGUCGCCAUCAUUUCCCUCUCUUAUCGCUGGUAGAACGUCGGUGUUUGGGAUUAGCCAUGGACCUGCAGAAAUCGAGCAACUUUAACUGGCGCGUGAACAUGUUGAAAUGGCUCCUUGGCUGCGCGUGUUGCCUGCUGAGCCUGGGUUAUAAUUUGGACGUGCAGCACUCUUUGAAUUUCAACGGACCCAAUGGAUCUUUAUUUGGCUAUUCAGUUCUGGUUCACAAGCACCAAAAGACCCCGUGGCUGGUUGUCGGAGCCCCGGAAGCAAGCUCCAGCUUUUACCCGAGCGUUAUAAAACCUGGAGGGAUUUACAAAUGCAGUAUUUCAACCAGGAACUGUGAAGCGCUCCAGACUGGUGUGGAGCAUUGUGGGAAAACAUGCCUGGCUGAGGGUGAUAACCAGUGGCUUGGUGUCAGCCUGUCCAGACGAGCCUCCAAUGGGGAUAUUCUGGCCUGCGGACAUCGCUGGAAGAACGUCUUCUUCGCCAGGAAAGACAACCAGAACAAACUACCGUACGGCGUGUGCUUCAAGAUCAGCUCUGGUUUCAGCCACACCACUCAGUACAUCCCCUGUUACAGAGAUCAUCAGAGGAAGUUUGGGGAAGACUAUGGAUCCUGCCAGGCUGGGAUCUCAAAUGUCCUCACCGAGGACCUGAUGAUCAUGGGAGCUCCUGGUAGCUUCUACUGGACUGGCACUGUGCUGGUGUACAACGUCUCCAGCAACGUUGUGGCAGCCUACGUGGACGAUGACAGCACGGUCCUCUACGGCAGCUAUCUGGGCUACUCGGUGGGUGCCGGCCAUUUCCUUCACCGCGACAGCAUGGAGAUAGUGGGGGGUGCACCUCAGCACGGUCAAGCUGGCAAGGUUUACAUAUUCCAAGUCGAAGGCAAAACUCUGAAAAUCGUGAACGAGACCAGUGGCUCUCAGCUGGGCUCGUACUAUGGUGCGAGUGUGUGUGCAGUGGACCUGAAUGCUGAUGGGCUGUCUGACCUGCUGGUGGGAGCCCCCAUGUAUAGUGUUGUAAGGGAGGAAGGGCGUGUGCACGUCUACAUCAACCAGGGCCAGGCUAGCAUGAGUGAAGCGCCCUUCAAGCUGGUGGGCCGAGACUCAUACGCAGCACGAUUUGGAGAGACCAUCACUGACCUUGGUGAUAUCGACAACGACGGCUACCCAGAUGUGGCGAUUGGCGCUCCCCAGGAGGAAGACCUGCGAGGUGCUGUGUAUAUCUACAAUGGGAGGAAGGGCGGGGUCACAGCCAGCUUUUCGCAACGAAUCACUGGUUCCGUGCUCGGCAACAGCCUCAGAAUGUUCGGCCAGUCUGUGUCUGGAGGCGUCGAUGUUGAUGGCAAUGGUUACCCAGAUGUGGCAGUGGGAGCUUAUCUGUCCGAUUCUGUCAUAGUGCUCCGGACCCGCCCAGUUGUGAUGGUGGAGGCGUCCUUGUUGCUGCCGGCCAGCGUGAACCGCUCCGUGGCUUUGUGCCAUGAGCAUGGCCUGCCUGCCGUGUGCGUGGAGGUCAGCGUGUGCUUUAGGGUCAAGGGCAAGCAAGUACCUGGACACAUAGAGGUGAAGUUCAACCUCACUGCCGAUGUCCACAACAAGGAGCCUUUUCCCUCUCGCUUCUAUUUCCAUGGAAAUGGAACGUCCAAUGUCACAGCAGGUCGAGUGAGGGCCAAGCAUGGAGAGGAGACCUGCAGCAUGCACCAGGCCUUUCUGAGGAGGGAUGUUCGUGACAUCUUCACACCUGUCCACUUUGAGGUGGAGUACGAGCUGGGGGAGCACAGAGUGGCGAGGGCUGGUCCCAAGAUCUCACGCCCCCUCACGCCCAUUCUACAGCAGCGAGAGGGCUUCAGUAACCUGGUCAGCAACAAGACACAAUUUGCCAGAUACUGCGUCUGGGAAAAUUGCUCAACAAACCUACAGAUUUCUGCACAUCUGGUACUACCACAAUCUCACAACAACGUGCCGUAUUUUGCACUGGGAAACGGGAAGACCAUCAUGCUGAACGCCACACUGGCCAACAUAGGAGACGACGCUUUUCUGCCCAAACUGCUCCUCCGAUUCCCCACCAACCUGCACUUCAUCAGAGUCCUGGACGCGGAGGAGAAAUAUGUGAGCUGUGAAGUCGUUGAGGAGAACAAAACACACGUCGGUCUUGACUGCAGCGUGGGGAACCUGUACAUCCCUUCACUGUCGAAGCUCAAUAUCAGCUUCCUGCUGGAUGUGAACCAAAACAGCAGCGCUGGAGAUCUCAGCAUCAGUAUAAAUGCCACGAGAGAGAACUAUGAGAACAAGAACCUUCUGCAUGACAACUUGGCCUACCUGACAUUGCCUCUGAAAUACGGUGUGGACCUCAGCGUCCAUGGGUUUGUGUCCCCAAAAUCUUUCAUAUUUGGAGACCACACGCGGACAUCAGUGGACUGCUACUCCGAUCGUUUCAAUUACACAUUUAAGGUCAUGAACACUGGUCCCAGUAGAGCCCUCGACACAAAAGUGCAAAUCGAGAUCCCUCACGUUCUCACCCCGUAUCCGGACAGACUGAUCCAAAUCAGAGACUUACAGACGACUUUAGGCCGAUGUCACGUGAAGAACGGCACUCUGCCCAUGAAAGACGUCUGCGACGUUCCGAAGGCGUCGGUGCUACAGGAGCUUGUCUUCUUCGUGUCGAAGAGCAGCAGGAGACGCAUGUUCUGCGUCCCAGCGGACGACGCCUGUGCCACCGUGGAGUGCAGUUUUGGCAACAUGGACGUUGGUAAAGAAGCCACUGUCAACCUGGAGGUGGAGCUCAACCCUGAUGUUCUCCAGAUGUACCCCGGCAGACACGCUGUGAUGCAGAUGGACAGUGCCAUCUCCGUGACGUCACCGGUGAAGGACGCGAGCACUAUUCUCCUGAAGGAUGACAUCAUCACUAUGGUAACCCUGGAGGCUUACUACACCCAGCGGCCCCACCCCAUUGUAGGCGUGGUGAUCAUCGCAGUCAGCCUGCUUCUUGGACUGCUCAUACUGGCCAUGCUAGUCAUCUGCCUGUGGAACGCUGGGUUCUUUAAGCGGAAGACAAAAGAAGACCAAGACAAGCUUCGACGAGACAGUUGGGACUACGUUCCAAAGAACGCCAGCUUGUCGUAGAUCAGGGACUUUACGCUGCACCUUCCGCUCACAAGGACCACAUCCACAAAGGGUCGCGCCUAGAGGGGCCUACAGGGUCAGCAGGGAGGUCAGGAGGUCAGCGUGUGAAAGAGCGUGUCACCGUCCUCCGGAGCACACCAAAAGCGCUUUUACGUGACGUUUUCAUGGGUGUGCGCAUGGGCGUAGGCGGAGGUGGGGGUGUGUCCAUGUUCAGGGGACAGGGACACUGUCCCGAGCGAGCGCAGGAGGAGCAGGUGAGAAAGACCACAGAAGACUCUGUCAUCACUGUUGUGCGUGGCCUCCAGCGUGCCUUCAAUUGUCGCAAACACAGAGCAUACAGUCUCAGUAGCAGGAGAAGUGCUGCAGAUCUGACCCCAUGACCCACCUCUGCAGAUCUGACCCCAUGACCCACCUCUGCAGAUCUGACCCCAUGACCCACCUCUGCAGAUCUAACCCCAUGACCCACCUCUGCAGAUCUGACCCCAUGACCCACCUCUGCAGAUCUGACCCCAUGACCCACCUCUGCAGAUCUGACCCCAUGACCCACCUCUGCAGAUCUGAUCCCACCUCUGCAGUGUGCUCAGAGUUCCCCUUUGUGACAUCUUAUAACAUGAAGUUACUCCAAUCUAAAUUUAAGAUGAGCUUUUAAUGUUCUCUGUCUUUUUCAUUUUCUCUUUUUAUCCCUUUCUUUGGUUAUGUGAGUCUUUCUCAUGUUUCUUCUACACUACUGGACUCUUCCCCCCCCCACUCUCUCUCUCUAUCCCUCUCUCUCUCUCUCUCUCUCCCUCUCUAUCCCUC